Messenger RNA from Microdochium trichocladiopsis, 924 nucleotides. RefSeq names its product RNA polymerase Rpb5, C-terminal domain-containing protein. NCBI's taxonomy places the organism in Eukaryota, Fungi, Ascomycota, Sordariomycetes, Xylariales, Microdochiaceae. Gene Ontology annotation, biological process: DNA-templated transcription. The transcript has 3 exons. Gene Ontology annotation, cellular component: RNA polymerase III complex; RNA polymerase I complex; RNA polymerase II, core complex. The record is from RefSeq and is a predicted model, not a curated record. Gene Ontology annotation, molecular function: DNA binding; DNA-directed RNA polymerase activity. The coding region runs from base 118 to 822 and encodes 234 amino acids.
ACGGCCCAGCUCGUCUUCUUCCUCCCCAUCGACACCCCUUCGCGACGCCAAACACUGCUUCAUCCGCGACCGAGCAAUCAACGAGAGACCGAGCAAUCCAAAAACCCACUUGCCGCCAUGGCCGACGACGAGCUUAGCCACCAGGCCAACGAGAAGGUCAUCGUCAAGACAUGGCGAUCAUGGCGCACAGUCAAGGAGAUGGUCAACGACAGGGGCUACGAGCUGUCCGAAUCAGAAGUCAAAAUCACACUGGACGAGUUCAAGAGGGAGUUUCUCAAUGCUGACGGCACCAUCAUGAGACACAAGAUGCAGUUCUCGGCCCGCCCGAGCGAGGAGAUGAUCAAGAAGUACACACCGCCAGCGACGCCCUCGAAUCCGGACCCCCAGUCCGAAGCCGGCACCAUCUGGGUAGAGUUCCUCAACGAUAGUAGCUUGGGAGCCGAGCAGAUGCGCAAGUUCGGCAAGGCCUGCGCCGAGGGCAACUUCCGCACGGGCAUCCUCAUCUCCCACGUUGCCGUCUCGUCCUCGGCCAAGAAGGAGAUUGCAAAGUUCAGCCAGUGGACCUCGAUCGAGUGGUUCCUCGAGGAGGACCUCAUCAUCAACAUCACCCACCACGAGCUCGUGCCCCGGCACGUCAUUCUCAGCAAGGAGGAGAAGCUCGCCCUCCUCAAGCGCUACCGCCUCAAGGAGACACAACUGCCCCGGAUACUGCAAAAGGACCCCGUCGCGAAAUACCUCGGGAUGAAGAGGGGCCAGGUCGUCAAGAUUAUCCGAAAGAGUGAGACGGCCGGUCGUUACGCCAGUUACCGGUUGUGUGUAUAAAGACAAAAAAUCAUACCGCGUCAGCUUCUGCGUCCGGGGCGCGCGACAUAUACACCUUUCGUCGAACCCCAGAUGUGACCUUGGCAGCUUCAAGCCGAGCUA